CCUCUUUGUAGAGAGAGACGCCUAUCAAGAGCACACGUGCAGCCCGCAGUUUGUUUACCGCACCGAAAAGGAAGAGAACGGUACAUACAAGUUUUUCUCCUCGACCCUCCCUACCAUCCCUCCUCCAUUCGUUCGGUCAAUAGAACGAGGUGUUGCCUGUGCCGGGCUUUUGCUUUUGUGUGUUUGCAAUUGAGUCUUGUUUGGUGCUUGUUGCCUUUGGCGGUGCAGUGCAAUUGAGCCGCUCGCUUUGAAGCCGUGCUUGUGUGAAUAGAACCACUCGCCUCCAGCAACCAAUGGAGUUCUCACCUCUCUUCAAGUCCUCCCUUCCCUCGGGCGCGGUACCCUCGACUACCGGCCGCUUCAUCGCGUCAUUGACACAAACUCCACCACGACUGGUUAUCAGAUCCGCUGAUUCCCUCGCUGUCAAACGCGUUAUUGCACUACCCGCUGAACUCGCGACGAAAGCUCACACGAUUAAGUGGGCGCCUCCACACGUCAUUCUUGCCGAGGACGGAGCCGAGGAGGGUGAUGAGCGGUUAUUGGUCGCGGAUGAGAAGACCGUGAAGGUCUAUGGUGUGCAUGACGAAGCGUUUGAAGCCAACAUUACUGAGGGUAUUGGUGGUGUACGUGGUGUCGAUUGGGACCGUACCGGGGACAACAUUCUCAUCUUCUCCGAUUUCCAGUUGAAGCUCACCGUAUGGUCUCUCUCCGCCUCGGCCGGCGCCAUCAUCUACCACCCCAAAUUCCCGAACAAAGGCCACGCAUACCGACCCGGGAGUCCAUACCUUGCAUUGAUGACACGGACUCCCACGGCGCAUGAUGCGGUGAGUUUGUUCGACACGAGUAUGAGCCCAUGGAGAUUGGCGAGGACGUGGAGAUUGCCAACUGUUGAUGCACAAGGGUUACAGUGGUCAUCGUGUGGACAAUGGCUCGCGGUCUGGGAUUCUUCGGUCGAGUAUUCUAUCCAUAUCUACACUGUCGAUGGACGCUCGUUGAAGAGUUACUCCGCCUACCGGACGGGAAGUGAAGGCGCACCUGGGCUGGGAAUCAAAACUGUUAGCUGGAAAGGCGACUUCCUCGCGUUAGGGAGCUAUGACGGCAAAGUUCGGUUGUUGAAUCAGUGGUUUACGCCCGUGUUGGAGUUAACGCACUCCAGCACAAUCCGCUGCGGUGCGAAAGUUUGGAGGGAGAUUGCUGCUGCUCCCGCGAUGGGUGUGACGCCCGGAUACGAGAUCGCUAGUCAGCCGUGUUGUCCUCCUACGUUCAAUGUCACUGGCACGGGGGCGGAUGUGGUGGGCAAAUUGGGCGUAGGGGUGUGUAUGUUCAAUGCGGAUGGGACACUGUUGGCGACGAGGACGGAUCAUAUGCCUACCACGCUCUGGAUCUGGGACCUCCGUAUCCUCGCACCCAUCGCUAUCCUCGUUCAACGCGCCCCCAUCCGGUCCGUGCAGUGGAACCCAACGAAACGGGGGCUUCUCGCCAUUAUCUGUGCCGGUACCGAAGACGAUAAAGGUCGGACGAGGAAGGGUGGCCCAGAUGUAUCUUUAUGGAGUGAGGAAUGGGAGACGCCCCGCGUCGUCCGCGUUCCCGUCGAGGGAGGUGGGUUCGAGGUUGGGUGGUGUAGGUGGGUUGAUGAUGUGGUUCCUGAGGAGGAGGUGGAGGAGGGGAGGAAGACGAGUGUGUUGAUUGGGAAUAGGGAAGUUUGGACGAUGGGACGCAUAUUGGAGGAAGAUGAUGUAGACGGUGAGGCCGCGGAGGACCAGGGGCCGGUAGAGAGUAAGGAUAGUGGGGUGAGUGGGGUUAGCGACGGUAAGGUUGGGGAGGAGAGUUUGAGUGAGAUAUUGGGGUUGAAGAAGGAUGGAAUUGAGGUCCAGGCCUAA
Messenger RNA from Saitoella complicata NRRL Y-17804, 1880 nucleotides. RefSeq lists its product as uncharacterized. Gene Ontology annotation, biological process: microtubule anchoring at mitotic spindle pole body; mitotic sister chromatid segregation; protein localization to mitotic spindle pole body. The transcript is spliced from 2 exons. The coding region runs from base 294 to 1880 and encodes 528 amino acids. NCBI's taxonomy places the organism in Eukaryota, Fungi, Ascomycota, Saitoellomycetes, Saitoellales, Saitoellaceae. Gene Ontology annotation, molecular function: protein binding. The record is from RefSeq and is a predicted model, not a curated record. Gene Ontology annotation, cellular component: microtubule organizing center; mitotic spindle; MWP complex.